This is a messenger RNA of Helianthus annuus (common sunflower), 2067 nucleotides long. Its product is annotated as probably inactive receptor-like protein kinase At2g46850. Gene Ontology annotation, cellular component: plasma membrane. The coding region runs from base 121 to 2049 and encodes 642 amino acids. The transcript is spliced from 3 exons. The record is from RefSeq and is a predicted model, not a curated record. Lineage: Eukaryota; Viridiplantae; Streptophyta; Magnoliopsida; Asterales; Asteraceae. Gene Ontology annotation, molecular function: protein serine/threonine kinase activity; ATP binding; polysaccharide binding. Gene Ontology annotation, biological process: protein phosphorylation; cell surface receptor signaling pathway.
CUUCCAAUACAUAUACAUAUAUAAUACUUGUAUAUACAAAUAUACAUUUAUAUAUGCACCUAUAUGUGUUAACAUUGAAAUGUUGCAUAUACUGGAAUCUUGACAUUCUUCUUUAACAAUAUGAUCAUGAUCAUCUUCUUUUUAUUUUUGGUGGUGCCAAGGGCUGCUAGCGGCGACACCCGCAGUUGCGCGCCAGAAAAAUGUGGAAGCUUUGACUCCAUACCCUACCCGUUUCGUAUUGACAAUGGUUCGGAUUGCGGAGGGUUACUUUCGGAUGCUUUUCGUCUCUCGUGUGUUAAUUCAACUUCACUGUUUGUCAAUAUUGGAUCAUAUAGAUAUGAGAUUAUUCAUUUCUUUCCGGCUAGUGGCGGGUUGUUAGUGGCGUUCGCCAAUAAUACCACGCGUUAUUCCUCUUCGUGUCGAGGGUACCAUGAUAUUAGGUCGUUUAGGUUUCAGGCGAAUGAUUAUUUAGGUAUAUCCAAGGAUAAUUUGGUUGGUUUGUACGGGUGUGGGGAUUCGUCGUUGUGUCGGAGUGAUUGUGGUGGAUGUCCAGAUGCCAACACAUCCACCACGACCACCACCUUCACGGAUAGCGGGUGUUGUUACUCGCUUUCUGAAGAUCGUGGUGGUGUUUGGCAGGUAGGUGAUAGUUUCUCGGUGUUUGAAGAGUUUGGAUGCAAGGGUUUCUCUUCUUGGGUUGACUCAGGCUCAGGCUCGGGCUCGGGUUCUAGGAGUGGUGACAUAAGGUAUGGUGUUAAGUUAGAAUGGGCGGUUCCUAGUGAUGUGAUCAAAGACGAGUGUGAUUCAAAUGCUCGAAUUGUUAAUGCAAGUUCCGUGACUUUCGGUAUGAGGUGCGAAUGUGUUGAUGGAUUCGUUGGCGAUGGGUUCGCUAAGGGGACCGGCUGCUUGAAAUACUGUGUUAGGGACGGAUCCGAAGUGUAUGGAAACGCGUGUUAUGUUAAGCGGCAUGGUCGGGGUAAACACAUGCUUAUUGCUGGAAUUCUCGCUUUAGCCCUCUCAAUCGCAACAUUGAUCGCGUUCUUCUGCUUGUUGAAACGCCAUUCCAAAAAUCUCGAUCAAAACAGCGUUCCAUUACAGAAAGAGUGUAGAACGCGUUUAUUUACUCAUACGGAACUAGAGCAAGCCACAAAUGGAUUCUCAAACGAUCAAAAACUCGUCGACAUUGGGGACGGGGGCACCAUCUACACCGGCACCCUUACAGACGGACUCAAGGUAGCCAUCCACAAAGUACAUUGCAAAACCGAAAUCAACCUCAUUCAAGUCUUAUCACGUGCCAAGAUUCUAUCAGAAGUUUCACACGCAAACAUGGCCCGCAUCCUCGGUUGCUCAGUCGACUCGGGUUACACCCCACUUGUGGUUUAUGAGCACCCGGGAAACGGUACACUCGAACAACAUUUAUGUCAAACAGGGAUCGACGGCAAAAUGGGUCUCGAUUGGCAUAACCGAUUAAAAAUCACGGCUCAAUUAUCAAGUGUACUCGCAUACCUACAAACCGAUAUCUUCCCACCAGUGUUCCACCAUGGUUUACAAUCCGGGUGUGUUUUGUUAGACCACGACAUGUCUGUCAAACUAGUCGGGUUCAGGUUAACGGACCACGGUUCAGACACGUGUGGUUCGAACUCCAAUGUGCCGUUUUCGUUUAAUGACGUGUGUGCUCUCGGUGUGGUGCUUUUGGAGAUUUUAGCGGGCAAGAAGUCAGCGGAGCUAGCUACGGUGGCUUUACGGAAGAUAAGAAACGGGAAGGUGGAGGAGGUGGUGGAUCCGAUGUUGUACUACCAUGAACAACCGCCAUAUAGAAAAGAGCAAAUGGGGAUUGUGGCGGAUGUUGCUACUCGGUGCUUGUUGUUUGGCGGUGACGAUGGGCGAUUGGGGAUGAAUGAUGUGGCGAGAGAAUUGGUACCAUUAACGAAAGAGACAGGUGAUCAUGUUGGUAGUAGAAGGGGGCCCGCAGGGCUCGAAGAAACGUUUUCUAAUUCAAGUCUUUUGCAAAUGAUAUCAUUGUCUCCGGACUCGAUUUAUGCACCAUAAAUGUAAUAACAUCCAACU